AAACAAAAGACCCAAACACAGGAACAUUAUUAUGACGUUUACAAGUAUUUAUCAUAAAUAUCGUGUGGAAAACCGUGUAAUUCCGAUUUACUUUAGUGCUUAGAUUGUUCGCUUAAAUUAUGAGUAGGAAGUGAGAUAAAAUAAAAAUAUGAAACCCAUGACAAGGAAUAAGGGCCAAGUGUACAGUGUGGGGAAUUACCUCAUGACAGGGAAAGUGCUGGGAAAGGGGCACUUUGCGAGGGUUGAGGAGGCCACCCAUAGAAUUAUUGGGAAGAAGGUGGCCAUCAAAAUUAUCGACCUGACUUGCAUAAAAGAGGAGUACGCCCGCCGCAACUUACACCGGGAACCGCGUGUGAUGUCCAAACUGAGGCAUCCCUGCAUCGCAGCACUGUAUGAGACGAUGAUGCACGGCCCUCGACUGUACGUAGUAAUGGAAGCAGCUGGGGGAGGGGACCUCUGUGCCCACGUGUUGGCCUCAAGGGGCCCACAACGAGGCCUGCCGGAGGCCCGCGCGAAGGCGCUGGCAGCUCAACUGGUCUCAGCUGUACGGCACAUGCACUCUCAAGGCGUGGUGCACCGAGACUUGAAAAUGGAAAACAUCAUGUUAGACUCUACAAAGCAGUUCAUCAAGAUUGUGGAUUUCGGUCUAAGCAAUGUGUGGAGCAACGGUGGGGCACUGCGGACUCCGUGCGGCUCGCUGGAGUACGCUGCGCCAGAGUUGUUCGUGGACGGUCGACGCUACGGGCCAGAGGUGGAUCUCUGGAGCAUAGGUGUGAUUGUCUACGGGAUGGUGACGGGGGGCCUGCCGUUCACGGGCGCCGACACCGGCGAGGGGCGCUCGCGGCCGCAGCUCCGCGCCGCCAUAGCGCGCGGCUUCGCGCGGAAACAGCGGAUCGCACUGGCUUGCGUCAGCGGAGAUUGCAAGACAUUCAUUCAGCAGCUCCUAGAGCCGAACGUGGCUACGCGCAUGAAAAUCGACGACGCGGCGCGGCACCGCUGGAUCAAGCGGCCCGGCAUGCGGAUGCGCGCGCAUCCGCUCGGCUCCGUCGAGCCUAAAGUCAACAGGGAGCUGUACAAACAAAUAUCGGAGCUCUGCGGGCAACCAAUAAUCGACGUGGUCGCACAAAUCAAGGCGGAACCCUUCGGAGCGAUCGCUGGCAUCUACAACAUUAAGACCCACCUCCAACAACUCCACAACGUACCCGCCACCGACCUUCUCUGGACCUCUACAUUACACGAACCCAGGCCUUACAGCCCACCCGAAUAUAAGAACCUAUUCGACCAAGACAGAGCGGAGCCCUCCUGCAGUCAAACACCCACACCACCACCGGGUACGGGAUCCAAACCCAACGGGACCCCUAAGAAACCAACACCACCAAGAGAAGUGCUUAAAGCCGUUAACACAAUCCCAAAGAUUGUAGUCGCACAGGCCAAAGAAUCUCCAAAAAAACCGGAGCUAAAACCCGAUUUAAACCAAAUACGAAGUCAGAUAAACCCACUCUUCACUUCAAUGAACCGACCAGUGACCAGUAUGUAUGGUGUAAAGAAGCCUAUUUUUCGGGUGUACGACAACGGAGAUUGUGGGCUCGAUCCCCGGUUGCCGAGUAUCAACGAGCAUUCCAAUUCGGACUUGAACAGAGAUAGACAGAAGACCGGGCCGGCGAGGACGCAGUGCAAGAAGAUUAGCUUGGAGAAUGAUAGGCCGCUGCGGUUGGGUAGUUGUCCGAAUAAGGUGGAUACGAAACGGUUAGAGUUCUAUAGGAGAGCUGGUGAUGGAAUACCAAGUUGGCGAGCCACGGGAGGGUUGGCGACGCCGCCCGCUCGUAUUUUGCUGCAGAAUCACGCCACCACGAUCAAACGAGCUUCUUUGGGAAAUAUCGUGAGUCCACACUCGUCCUCAAACAGCCAUUGUAAGAGUGAACGGGCAAUGCCAGUGGGCUGGUACAGUCAACGCGCAAACGCCAGUAAGGACACGCCACACCUACAGCGGUUCCGCCGCACCGCACCCAUGAAAUGACCCGAACCCGUCGAGGCGUUGGCCCCACCCUUAGGGC
Molecule: messenger RNA, 2054 nt
Organism: Cydia fagiglandana
Lineage: Eukaryota; Metazoa; Arthropoda; Insecta; Lepidoptera; Tortricidae
Exons: 11
Coding region: 149-2017 (622 amino acids)
Biological process (GO): protein phosphorylation; intracellular signal transduction
Cellular component (GO): cytoplasm
Molecular function (GO): ATP binding; protein serine/threonine kinase activity
Source: RefSeq, a predicted model, not a curated record